AUGAACUCCCUCCUACAGUCCUUGUUCUACACGCCCGAGUUCCGGCUUGCCGUUUAUGGUUUCGAAUACGACCCCGAUCUCCAUGGAGAAGCCAGCAGAUGCAUCCCACUCCAGCUCCAGAAGCUGUUCGCCGAGCUUCAGAUUUCCGUUGCUGGUGCUGCAUCCACAAAGGACUUGACGACGGCAUGCGGCUUCACAGGUCGGGAUGCGAUGCAGCAACACGAUGUUCAGGAGCUUUGCCGGGUUCUUUUCGAUGCCUUGGAGAGGUCCUCGUCCCUUCUGGCCGAUGCGAUUCGCGGUUUGUAUGCGGGGCAGUCGACAUCCUACAUCAAGUGCAAAGAGGAGAUCAACGGCAAAGUCUACCAAAGUGCGCGCACUGAAAAGUACAUGGAUCUGCAGGUCAUGGAAGGAGAGAACCAAUGGCUUUGCGAGGAGCUGGGCGCAAAGGUUGAUGCCCUGAAAGGCUUGACCAUAGAGAGCUUGCCGAAGAUACUUUGUAUACAGCUGCUCCGCUUCGUCUUCGAUGUGGCGACCAUGCGGCGCAAGAAGCUUUCAGAAGUUGUCGCGCUGCCUUUGCUUCUAGACCUGGCUUUUCUUUCUGACAGCGGCAGCGGGCCUUCUUUGUACCAGUUGGCUGCAGUUUGCCUACAUAGCGGGACUGCUCAUGGAGGCCACUACCACGCCUUUGCCUGGGAUCCCAGCAGCGGUGCUUGGAGGGAUGCCAACGACACCCGCGUGCAAGUCCUCAGUGCCACGCAGUGUUCGGCACUCUUCGGAGCUGGCGACAGCUCCGAGCCGCAGGCCCCCCGGGCGCUGCACUCAGCCGAUGCCUACUUCCUCCUCUACCGGCGGGUUUCGGAGACCGAAGUGCCCAGAGUCCAGGAUUCUGCCAUCCCACAGUGCCUCCGGGAUGCCCUGCUGUCGGAAAACCAACGCCUGAGCCGACUGCAGCGAGCCUACGACCUGCACCGCAAGCUGCUGGAGGUCAAAGUCUUCCUCCCGAUGGCUGCCCAACGUGCACUGCAACGCUACGCAGCAACACAGCUAGAGGCGUUGGGCGCUGCUGCACCGGAGGCGGAGCCGGAAAUGUCUGUGACUGUGAAGACCUCGAGCCAAAGACCCGCAGCUGCCGUGCAGAGAAAGGUCUUGAAGUCCUUAGCGUCCUCAGACAUGUCCUGGUGCCGUGACCUGGACUUGGCUGCGGUCAAGUCCGCAAGGCUCCGCCUCUACGACCCGUGGCGGGGCUUGCCUGGACGUCCACUCGAGGGCAGCAGAGCGCUUGGCGACUCUCUGGGAGGAGGCUUCAACUCCACUGCGACUCUGGUUAUGGAGCUGCCCGAUACCUCGGGCUGCUUUGAGCAGUGGCAGGAGGAUCGCACGGUGACUUUCCUCGUACUCUGGGACAAGCAGCUCGGAGCGCCCAGCCUUGGGUCAGGAAGCGUGGUGGCGUUGAGGCUCCCUCCAGCUGAGGCCACAUGUGCUGCUGGCGAGGCCGACUUGGCCAAAGAGCCAACACAGGUCCCUACCAGCACGGAGACCUAUGAGCCUGAACCAGAAGAGGUGCAGCAGGAUCUCUUCGCUCUGGAAGUCCCAACAGAGCCGGCAAGGUCCCGUGGAGACCGGUCUCCCUUGCUGCGAACAGUGCGGGAAGCAGCCGCAACGCUCUGGAAUCUCCCAGCCUCGAGCCACCUGGCCUUGGUUCCACUGUCUGGGACGCAGGCCGGUAAAGAGCUGAAGGGUGAUGACCUGACUCUGCAAGGGUCCGGCUGUGAGUACGGCGACAUUAUCUGCGUGGAGCAGCUGGAGGGAUCAGGAGCCUCGCAAGCUGUGCAGCUCGUGGAGGAGAAGUGCAACACUGCGAAGAUUUAUUUCAACCAUCCAACGAGGCCGCAGUUCACCGAGGAAUUCCCGCCUAUAGCCAUCAGCAAAGAUGCCCCGAUCUUCGAGCUGAAGGCGCGCAUUGCUCAAGCUCUCCAGCUGGAUGCAUCAACACUGCACCUCUGUCGCUCGCAGCAUGCGCCGGCCAUGUUCAAGGAUGAGUCCCGCACCUUGCGGCAGGCCGGUCUUGCGGAGGCAUCCAGUAUCUUCGUGGGUGAGGGCGCGCCAUGCAGCCCGGAGGAGUGCCUUCUGAAGGUCUUGCUCUACACUUACGAUAAGGGCAACCACAAGGCUCGCGAGCUGUUCAGCAUCCCCGCCCGCGGGGACAGCUCCGUGAGGACUCUUCGGGAGGCUCUCUACGAGCCGCUGCUCCGCUGGGCGAAGGAAGAGGACCCCGAGGCGAUUGGUUUCGAUCCAGUCGCGGUGACGGGCUGGAAGAGACUGCGGCUGAGGGAUGGGCAGGCUGGCAAGCAAUUCGCCAUACUCCGGGACGAGCGAACUUUGAGGAGUUCCCUGCUGGGCUUCGGCGAUGGUCGCCAGGUAGCCGUUCAAGUCAUGGCGGAGGACGAAGAUCUGGGCCCGGAUGACCUCGUGAUCUUGGUGAGGCCCUGGCGGGUGCGGGAAGCACGCCUGCAUGCCUCCACGGAGAUUGUGGCCACGCGGAACCAGACGCUCGCCAAGUUCCAGGACAUGUUGGCUGAGCGCUUCAAAGGCUUGCUGCAGGCGGAGGAUGAGAAGGAAAACAUCGUGCCGGUGGCCUCUGGCAAGUCGACGAACGAGAUCUCCAAGGCCCGCGGGCUUCCGCAGCUCGGCGCACUGCCCUCUUGGGAUGAGAAGGAAAACAUCUUGCCCGUGGCCUGCGGCAAGUCGACAGACGAGAUCUCCAAGGACUCGCUCGAGAUCGUCGCAGCGCAUAACACUGGUCCGCCGCUCACGAGCAAGCGUUGUGAGACCUUAAAGUGGCGCGACUCGCGACUCUCUCCUGGCCUGCAGAGGGUCGACAAGCCCCUGGCAGACUUUAAGGAGGUCCGGGAUGGCGUGACGCUGGUGAUCCGCUCGCGGUUGGCCGCUCUGGCCGGCGCGGAGGUUUCCGAGCCUGAGCCUGGAUCGGGCAAAGGCGGCAAGAAAGGAGUGGCCAAGGCGUCCGCAAAGGCAGCCCUCAAAGCCAAGGGUGGUGAUUCGACAGUGACCGUCUCGAAAGGGGGAGCAGAGCGUGGGCUCGUCAUCCAGGUCGCGCACCCGGAGGCAGAGGCGGAAGAAGUCGCGCCCGUGUCUCCAAAUGCGAUCUGA
Messenger RNA from Symbiodinium sp. CCMP2456, 3168 nucleotides. The record is from the annotation of a GenBank genome assembly. NCBI's taxonomy places the organism in Eukaryota, Dinophyceae, Suessiales, Symbiodiniaceae.